ACGUAGCGACUUUUCCGUCACAGCAGCCCACACCGCUCUACAUACUCAUACUCGUAUUGAUAGCGCUCACUCUGCCGAAAUGGCGGUUUAUAUGGUGCGCACUGCGGACAUGGAUGACUUGGAUGCAAUCAACACACUCAUCCACUCGCCCACCGUCAAGUGGUUCGGCAACAUUCGCCCCAAAUAUGCGGAAAAGUUCAAGCUCUUCAAGUGCUAUCAGACCUACCGCCUGGUGGUGAUCGACAGGCAGACAUCCGCGCUCCUGGCAUAUGCGGAGUUUCGCAACUAUCCGUCGAUCGAUGCCCUGCCCAGCGACUGCUGGCCCGAGUGGCUGUCCGUCAGAUAUUGCCUCACGAUGCCGCUUAGCUUUCUGAACACAAUGUUUUUCAACUUUUGUGUCUAUAAGAUCGACAAUGCCGACGCCAUGGAGAGCAUUCUGAGGGACAUUUUCUACAGGGAGAAUCGCAUUUGGUAUCUCAUCACAGUCAAGAGUCCCACGAUACCGCAGCCCACCUACUAUGCGGAGACGUUCGAGGAUCUGGAGAAGUAUGCCGACGUCUUCUAUCCGCGCGAGUUCUCCAUCGAGAACAACUUCAACACGCAGGCCCUCUACGUCAUCUUUCGCUUCAAGCUGCUGCCCAAGAUCACCUACCGAAAGGCCCUGCCCGAGGACAAUGAUGACAUUGUGGCCAUACACGAGUACGAAUAUCCGGAGAUGCGCGAGCAGCUGGGCGACUUCUACAUAGCCGAGGAGAUCCUGCGCACGGACAGUGCGCGCGAGAAGAGUUUCCUGAUCGUGGCGGAGACCGAGAACGAGUGCCAGCAGACCGAAACGGCAGUGUUCCUCUGGCUGUCGACGGACAUCGACAUCCUCUUCUAUGUGACGAACUACGAGCUGGAAUCGUUUGGCAAUCUGGUCAAAACCGUCGAGGGUCAGUCGAUCCAUGUGGAGACGAUAAACGUGUCGUCUGUGCAGCCCAAGAACGUCGCCUGCCUGUUCACGUCCGAUGCCCUGGACGAUCUGGAUGCCAUGACCAUUCUGGGCGGCCUGCAGAGGAACGACAGCGGCAUGAGCGUCUACAGUGCUGGAAAGGCGAAAGUCAGCUCCAUACAAGGGAUCAUUAUUGAGGCGCGUGUCACGACCGGCACGAACAAGUUCUUUAUGCGGGAGAGCCUCUACUCGAAACUGAAGUACAUCAUUGGAAAGCUUGAGAACAGCGAGUACUACAUUAGCAAAGAGCUCAAAUCCAUUAAUGUCCUGUACUCUGCCGGAGUGCACCCGCGGGGCAGUCCGCUGGGCCUGGAUGCGGCAUCGAAUGUGUUCGUCCUGAAGUACAUUGGGGCGCGAAAGGACUUUCCGCUGGAGCGCCUGUACAACAGCGUGGUGGCCAUGUUCUGUGCCUUUCCCGACCGCGACUACUGCAUGAUGCUGAUCUCGAAGGAAACCAAGUCCAUACGCAGCCACGUGGAGGUGCUCAAAUACUUUAUGCCAGUGGCAUCUCGUCCCAGUGAGGUGGCCAAUCCGGAGGAGGUCUACAUCACCCAUCGCAGCACAAUAUUCGGAGAGAUAAGCUUGUAUGAACUGCAGAAGGACGACGUGGCUGUGGUGCGGGCCCUGGCCAUCGGCACCAGUGCGUCGGCGAAUGACGACAACUCCAGCAGCUCCCACGCCAGCAGCUUCUCGUACACCUCCAAGAUCAAUGAGGCCGCCGAUCUGGAGCACGAAAUCGAAGUGAUCAACGCCAUCAUGAAGGACGUCCUGGAGAACGAGCUGACCGAAUUCGCCGUCUACACCAUUCGCUGCGGCAACUCGGCGAAGGCGGCCAGCGAGAACACCGCCAUUGGAUUCGUGGUGCUGCGCGAGUUCCGGAACCACCAUCAGCUCCAUCGCCACUACCAUCUGCCCAGGCACCAGACCCAUCUGAACUCGAUGCGGGCCGAGAUCAUUUCCAUGCGGCUGCACCCCCUCUUUCUGAUCAGCAGCGAUCUGAUCUUCCGGGACCUGAGCAUGAAGACGCGCUACCAGGACUAUUACUUCAUUUCCUCCGCAAAUGGUCCCCAGUUCACGAAUGAUCUGAAGAAGAUGAUGACAGUCGUCGAGCCGAACCCCAUGAAGAAGAGUCCGAUCACAUUCAGAGUUCCCGGCGAAGGGUACUCUUCCAGGGAGAAGGUGCAUCUGCCGGAGCGUAAUUUCUACCAGGAUCACCUGAUCAUCUACCGCCACAAGCUGAACCCCACCAAGUGGUUUGGCAACAGCGAGCGGCUCGUCGUUGUGGGUUUCACCGAUGUGACCAAGGCGUUCCUCCGACAGCUGGUCUUCCAGUGGAACAGCAGAGAUCACAAGAAUUCGGAGACGUACACCUGUUUGCCCCGCGUCCAGGUGACGGUGAUUACGCUGCCUGGUGUCGUGGAGGCCGAGUACGACGGCAUGUUCCAGUGUCCAUACUGCGGCAACUCUCCCACCUGCUACUUGUGCUUCCAGAACGUCUCGUGCUAUGUGCGGGAUGUGAUUUGCCGCAUGGAUCUGCGCCACUGGGUGCACUUUGUGCCGGGCAAGGUCGAUUUUGUGGACAGGGAGAAGAAGUUCGUGAAGCUGGAGGACAGCUGCGAGAUCUACUACGACACCCUGCUGCUGGCGUGCUAUAAGGACUUUGCAUUGCGGAACCCCGUUCGGCGGCCAACAACGCCCAAGAAUCCGCCGUGCAACUUCGUGGAGAUCAACUCGCGGCUCAAGAAGUUUCUGCUGUUCUACAAGGUGCGGGCGAUGCUCGAGGAGAUGCCCCGCACGUACCUGGUGCUCGUCUACGGGUCCAAUCUGCAGACCUACGAGUGCAUCGCCUUUCUGAUCACCCACGGCGUGGAUACUUCCCGCAUCGUGCUGGUCCAGCCGCGUCGCAUCUCCGGCGUGGAGGCGGAGGAGAAGCUGAAGAAUCCCUACUGGGACAAGAACCUUCAGUACAUCCUGGAUGACAUCCUCACCGAUGCCGGCAUAAAGAUUGUCGAGAAUCACGACUUUGUGGACUGGGUGGAGGCCGAUUCGUCGCCGUUCAUCAUGGAAGUGAUCUUCGAGCACUUCCCCAGCAAAAAACGCACCUCCUUCGACUGCGACCUCUUCAUAUCCUUCGACGAGGGCCACAUGGAGCCCAGUACCAAGAAGUGGCUGAAGGGAUGCGGCAUUCAGAUGCGCAAGGACGAGAUUUUAGUGGACGAAGACUUCACGACCAACGACGAGAACAUCUACGCGAUUGGCAAGUUCAUCCGAAUGAACGGCGCCCCCAACUACCAGUACAAGUACACCAGCGAGCGGGAGCUGGGCCGCAAGCUGAUGCACAUCCUGGAGCUGUCGUCCAGGCAGGAGAACUUCGAGUACAAGUACUCGGAGCCGCUGUUCUUCCAGGCCCUGCUGCCACUCAACUACAUCAUCACAAAGGUGACCAUGCCCCGUCGCUACCUCGCCUCCCAGCUCGCCCCGGAGUACACCUGCAACCUGACCACCUACAAGAACAACACCUUCUGCCGGGUGGCCCUGGCCCCCAACAUGCUGGUGGACGAGAUUGUGGUGGUGACCAAGAAAGUGGCCCGCUUGGAUUACCUGGAGCACUUCUGCGGCAGGCACGAGCUGCUGCUCAACAAUCUGAAGGCUCGCUACAGCGCCAAGACCAUCGGCUGCUUCCUGGCGUUCUUCCAGGAGCCCUGGACGGAGCUGAUCAUGCACGAGAACUUCCAGGUCUUGCAGGAGCAAAACCGUGAGCUGCUCCGGCCAAUCGCCCUCUCCAACCUAAAUAAAGCCACCCGCAACCCCUUCAUGGAGGUGGCCGUGCAGGACUUUAUAUCGCUGAACAAGCGCUACUUGGAGCAGAAGCUUCUCAAUUUCCUGAGAGAGCACCGCAGGGACUUCCGGUAUCCGUUUGCCCUGCCCGAGGACUUCAUGAGCUCCGGCAUGACGGUGUGGGACAGCGAGACCGAGACGGAGACGGAGACAGAGGUCGAGGAAGUGACGAAAAAUAUGUAGCUCCCAGUAGUCUGUUGCCAUGUCGUGUGAAUUGUGAUGUGUGAACCAUAUCAAAUAUAUAUUUUGUGUGUUGUCUGAA
This is a messenger RNA of Drosophila obscura, 4091 nucleotides long. RefSeq names its product cilia- and flagella-associated protein 61. Gene Ontology annotation, molecular function: oxidoreductase activity. The transcript has 14 exons. The record is from RefSeq and is a predicted model, not a curated record. Lineage: Eukaryota; Metazoa; Arthropoda; Insecta; Diptera; Drosophilidae. The coding region runs from base 80 to 4012 and encodes 1310 amino acids.